ACAAUCAGCAAAAUUGGCAGCAUAAAAACACUCGAGAUUCUGCACAACUUUUCCUUUCGGGUUUUUGGAUUUCCCAAAAAGGGCCUCCGGAAAAGAUUCCCGAUGCCUGAGGCCGUGCGAUUUUCCACGAGUCUUCUGUCGGUGCUGGACGGUCGAGUGUAGUGUGUUUUCGGAGUCCUCCGGUGUUGUCUCUACGCGCGACGGUGUUUUAUCAGUGCGUGCCGUGCGACUAUCGCCAGAGAAGAAUGCGGUGGACGCAGGUGAAGCUGCACUUUAGUGGAAUUAUCUAGUCAUAUUGUGCGGGAGUGUUGCGUUUGCAGAAAAAGAAGAGGAUCUGAACAACAGAAGCACAGGCUGUCUUGGUUUUAGCUUCGCAGGACAUACGCAUACGUGUGCAGGCAGAGGCACCGUUGGCAUAGGCAACGCUCUUCCUCAACCAUCAUCAAUCGUGCAGCUGUAAAAUGGGUAACUCAAGUACAAAGUUGGCGGAGAAAUGCUCCCUCCUGGCCAAGAGCGAGGUUCCAGUUGUCGCCAGCUCCUUCAAACUAGUCAGCAAAAACUCGGAACGCAUUAAGGAAGAUGAUCUCAUGAAAUUCUGGGGCUCGCAGAUGGAUCCCCGGUUGGCGCAGUAUAUCACCAACUUUCUGUUCGGUCCGCUCGGCUCGCGGUCGCCGGUCGUCGAGUUCCAGCGGUUCGCGGAGCUGUACGUAUUCUGCGUACGAGGCACAAUCGAUGAGCGGAUCAACGUGCUGCUGUGCAGCCUCGGUCAGCAACCCGAGCAGGAGUCCACCGAAAUUGCAUAUCCGCUUAUCAAAGAGUACGUUGAGGCGGUAGUGAGCAGCUAUAUGCGAGCGAUACGUCUGGAGGGUGGUCCACAGUACAAGUCUUGGGAAUCGCGUGGCUUCCGCAUAGUGAAAGAUUGCAUACAGAAGCUUGCGGAAAGUUUGGCGUACGAUGUGGUUCAGCAGGGAACACAAAAGGUGACUCGAUCCGAUGCCGAACGGUGGUUGCACAAAAAUCCCACCUUUCUCAAGAUGCUGGAACACGUGUUCGCGCACCUGUACCACUAUCGGAACGUGAAGAACGCCUCGGAGGCGGAGGCCAAUGCACGAAAAAGCAUUAUCCCGCAGGAGGCACUACAAUCGAUGCUACCGUACUGCGAGGGUCUCCAGUACGUGCCGGACUAUCCGGCGUUCACCGAUCUGUCGCAGAUGCUGUUCAUCAAUACCAACCUCCCAGAUGCACAGCGAAAUAAGUGGCGCUUCCUGUUCUCUUCCCAAAUACAUGGCGAAAGUUUCUCCACCUUGCUGGGGCGCAUUAUGGAUCAGGGCCCGACGGUGGUGAUAGUGGAGGAUGCAAAUGGCUAUAUCUUUGGUGGUUACGCGACCGAUUCGUGGGCCCUCAGCCCUAACUUUGUCGGUAACGAGAACUCGUUUCUCUUCACCUUGCGGCCAAAGAUGCGGUGCUUUCCUAGCACCGGCUUCAAUGAUCACUACCAGUACUUAAAUCUUCAUCAGCAAACGAUCCCAAACGGAAUGGGAAUGGGAGGUCAGCAUAACUAUUGGGGCUUCUGGCUGGAUUGCGAGUAUGGCAUUGGAGAGUGUUCAGAAUCUUGCACGACGUACAAGGGCUACCUGCAGCUUAGCGCCACCAAGAAAUUCAACGUGAGAAACGUCGAAGUAUGGGGUGUCGGUGACAAACCGGUUAAGGAGGAUGAGGGCGAGGACGAAAAAUCCGGUGCCCGGUCUAUUCUCGAUGGAAAUGCGGACAGCAAGGCCAUCCUGAAAAUGAGCGGUCGCGAGCAGUACUCGGAUGGGUACCGUGAGGAACCGAAGGACUAAAGUUUACGCAAGCACGCCAGAAAGAAGAAGUGUUUUGUGCUGGGACGCUCGAUGGAAAUCAAUUUGGUGGAUGUUACCGAUACAUUCAAUUUCAAUUUUCUGUAAUCGAGACGAGUUGCAGGGUGGACGAAGCACAAGAGAUUAAUACAAUCAGGCACAAAUCCGGUAGACCGCGUCGGUUCCGGGUUUAGUCUUCUUCGAUCGUAGAGCAUUAAGAAGAUAAAGUCUGACUAGGUUUCUUCCUGCCCACGGCUGUUUUGGUUUAGAUGUCUCUUUCUCUUUGUCUGUCUCUACUUGUGACGGGGAGUUUUUUGCUGCCCGAUUGUACUCGAAGAACAAAGCAACAACACCAAGAGCACAGCAACAUACAUCCACUAUCCAUCCAACUCAACCAGCAUCAAUCACUGUGCGCUUCAUCUGGCGUGAAGAUUGGACACAUUUGAACAAACUUUAGGCACAAUUUGGAUGCCAUAGACACGAUUGUAUAAUCUCUUACCUACCUGGCUCACUACGGCAGCACUAAUCACAAAACAGCAUGGAGCAUGUAGUUUCUAUGUAGUAUCAAAGAUACACGUAGUGGAGAGAAGUAAUACUAAGUAAAGCAAUGGGUAAAGCCGUAAAACACAAUAAUAUACAAUUGUGUUGACGUGUAAGAAGAGAAAAGAACAACAGCAAACCGCUUAUUGGUAAUCGUAAGUGAAUUUAGAUGAAACUGAGACAAAUGAUACCUUUAACGUUAUAGGGACAGAAAGCACAGUCCAAGCUCUAGUAAGAAACGUGAUUCGCGGAGUCUACCGGCAGCGCGACAUGCAUGCAUCUAUUUAUCAGUGUUGAUUGUGUGUUCCAUAUUCUGUUCAUACCGGUUCAGCCACCCAAGAGCCUAAAGCAAAUCAGCUUUAGCUUUGUGGCACUGGACGUUAUCUUUUUGUUUUUGUUUUUCAUGGAGUGUGCCAUAGGAAUUCGUACAGCAGCUAUACACAGGACCCUGAAUCAUGGUUAUUAGUUCCGGAAGAAAGUUUAAAAACAUAGACCAAUGCACAACAUGCUUCUCUCCCAACCAGAGUCGUGUUUAGUGAGCUUUUAAUUCAACGUAAAGGUAUCCCACAGUGGGAAAUAUUGAUUCUAUUCGAUGUAAUGUGUAUGUUGUUGAACCUCGGUGUGUUUGUAAUAUUAUAUUGCUACACAUAAGAUUAUUGUUGAAUGAAGGCACGGCAGAUAAUGUGGAUAAACGUGGAAAUAAAGUUCUUAACUCCGGACCCUAGUGUACG
Molecule: messenger RNA, 3109 nt
Organism: Anopheles darlingi
Lineage: Eukaryota; Metazoa; Arthropoda; Insecta; Diptera; Culicidae
Product: MTOR-associated protein MEAK7
Exons: 8
Coding region: 462-1841 (459 amino acids)
Source: RefSeq, a predicted model, not a curated record